Messenger RNA from Colius striatus (speckled mousebird), 2349 nucleotides. RefSeq names its product peptidylprolyl isomerase domain and WD repeat containing 1 (gene PPWD1). The transcript has 11 exons. Lineage: Eukaryota; Metazoa; Chordata; Aves; Coliiformes; Coliidae. The coding region runs from base 4 to 1899 and encodes 631 amino acids. Gene Ontology annotation, biological process: protein peptidyl-prolyl isomerization. The record is from RefSeq and is a predicted model, not a curated record. Gene Ontology annotation, molecular function: peptidyl-prolyl cis-trans isomerase activity; protein binding.
AGCAUGGCGGCGGCGGACUCGGAGCGCAAGCGGGAACGGCCUGAGGCGGUGGCUGGCAGUGAGGGGGCAGCGGCGGCAGCUGAGGAGGGUGAUGAUGAGGAGCGCUGGGUCGGGCCGCUUCCUGGGGAAGCAGCGCAGGCGAAAAAGAGGAGAGUUCUUGAAUUUGAACGUGUUUAUCUUGAAAAUCUACCGUGUGCAUCGAUGUAUGAACGCAGUUACAUGCACAGAGAUGUUAUUACACAUGUAGCAUGUACUAAGACAGAUUUUAUCAUAACAGCCAGUCAUGAUGGACAUGUGAAGUUCUGGAAGAAAAUAGAAGAAGGGAUUGAAUUUGUUAAACACUUUCGGAGUCACUUAGGUGUUAUUGAGAGUGUUGCUGUUAGUUCAGAGGGAGCAUUAUUCUGUUCAGUUGGAGAUGACAAAGCAAUGAAGGUCUUUGAUGUAGUCAACUUUGAUAUGAUCAACAUGCUGAAACUUGGCUACUACCCUGGCCAAUGUGAAUGGGUAUAUUGCCCUGGAGAUGCCAUAUCUUCUGUUGCAACAUCUGAGAAGAGCACAGGAAAAAUAUUCAUAUAUGAUGGACGAGGAAAUAACCAGCCACUUCAUGUGUUUGAUAAGCUCCAUACAUGCUCUCUUACUCAGAUACGGCUGAACCCUGUCUACAAAGUAGUAGUGUCUUCUGACAAGUCUGGGAUGAUUGAGUACUGGACUGGUACUCCUCAUGAAUAUAAAUUUCCCAAGAAUGUGAACUGGGAGUAUAAAACAGACACUGAUCUAUAUGAAUUUGCUAAAUGCAAGGCAUACCCAUCUAGUAUAAGUUUUUCACCUGAUGGCAAGAAAAUGGCUACUCUUGGAUCUGACAGAAAAGUUAGAAUUUUCCGUUUUCUGACUGGAAAGCUCAUGAGAGUCUUUGAUGAAUCUCUAAGUAUGUUUACUGAACUUCAGCAGAUGAGACAGCAGCUACCAGACAUGGAGUUUGGCCGGCGUAUGGCAGUUGAGCGUGAGCUGGAGAAAGUGGAUGCAGUAAGAUUGAUAAAUAUAAUUUUUGAUGAAACUGGACACUUUGUUCUCUAUGGAACAAUGUUGGGCAUUAAGGUCAUAAAUGUGGAGACUAACAGGUGUAUUCGUAUCUUGGGAAAACAAGAGAACAUCAGAGUGAUGCAACUAGCUUUGUUCCAAGGAGUAGCAAAGAAACAUCGUGCAGCAAUCACUAUAGAGAUGAAGGCAUCUGAAAAUCCAGUUCUCCAGAAUAUCCAGGCAGAUCCAACAGUAAUCUGCACGGCUUUUAAAAAAAAUAGGUUCUACAUGUUUACUAAACGUGAACCGGAAGACACGAAGAGCGCAGAUUCUGACAGAGAUGUAUUUAAUGAGAAGCCUUCUAAAGAAGAGGUCAUGGCAGCCACUCAGGCAGAGGGUCCCAAAAGAGUUUCAGACAGUGCCAUCAUCCACACAAGCAUGGGAGAUAUUCACAUCAAGCUCUUUCCUGUUGAGUGCCCCAAAACAGUGGAAAACUUCUGUGUGCACAGCAGAAAUGGUUACUACAAUGGACACAUAUUUCACCGUAUCAUCAAGGGUUUCAUGAUUCAGACUGGUGACCCAACUGGUACAGGAAUGGGAGGUGAAAGUAUUUGGGGAGGAGAAUUUGAAGAUGAGUUUCAUUCAACCUUACGACAUGACAGACCAUACACACUCAGCAUGGCUAAUGCAGGACCAAAUACCAAUGGAUCCCAGUUUUUUAUAACAGUAGUGCCAACUCCAUGGCUAGACAACAAGCACAGUGUGUUUGGGCGAGUGACUAAAGGAAUGGAAGUUGUUCAGAGAAUCUCAAAUGUAAAAGUCAAUCCCAAAACUGACAAACCCUAUGAGGAUAUCAGCAUCAUUAAUAUCACAGUGAAGUAAGCAAGGAGUUGAAGGUUCCAGCUUAAGCAGAAAAUGUCACAGUGGGACCCAAAAAGGGAUCAAGAAUGAACAGAAGCAGAAGGGUUUGGAUCAGAGGGACCUUAAAGACCAUCUUGUUCCAAUUCUCCUGCCAUGGGCAGAGACACCUUCCACUAGACCAGGUUGCUCAAAAAGCCCCAUCCAGCCUGGCCUUGAAAUAAUUCACAGAAUUGUUAUGUUUGGAAGAGACCUUUAAGAUCGAAUCCAACCACUCACCCCACACUGCCAGGUUCGUCACUAAACUAAACCCUUAGCAUCUCAUCUACAUGUAUCUUGAAUUCCCAGAUAUAAGAAGUACCAGGACAGAACAAUCACCAGUUUUAAUAUUUUUAAUGUACCUAAAGUGCCCUAAAUCUGUAUUUCUGUUAACUUUGUAUUUUAAAGUAAAAACAGCUGCAUUUUUCUUACAAA